Messenger RNA from Annulohypoxylon maeteangense, 2753 nucleotides. RefSeq names its product SWIRM-domain-containing protein. The coding region runs from base 285 to 2321 and encodes 678 amino acids. The transcript has 3 exons. Gene Ontology annotation, molecular function: DNA binding; histone binding. Gene Ontology annotation, biological process: positive regulation of DNA-templated transcription. NCBI's taxonomy places the organism in Eukaryota, Fungi, Ascomycota, Sordariomycetes, Xylariales, Hypoxylaceae. The record is from RefSeq and is a predicted model, not a curated record. Gene Ontology annotation, cellular component: SWI/SNF complex.
CGCGCCAAAUUAUUUCUCCAAACACGCGGUCGACCCAAGCUCAUCGCAUCGACACAUCGACACAUCGACGCUAUUCAAUGAAAUAAUAAAAAGAGAUUCAUCAAUCCUCCCCGACGAAUACAGAGGCGCACAUUAAUUUCAUUCUCGUCACUCGCUAAUUAUCUAUCCUAAUUAAUUUCUUGAUAAUUGCGAUUCGUCGUGUCCGCUUCAUCAACAGCCCUAUAAUCACCCAAUCUCUCCCUUUUUCAAUCAAUCACUAGUCGGAAUAAUCCUUCGCCACAAAGAUGGAUGGCGAACACGCCAGCUAUGGCUCACCAGCCAAUGCAGCUACACCUGGUAGCAACCUCAUUCUAGCACAACCUCCUCUACAAGCUGACACAUCGAAUGCGCAAGCAGCUGAAGAUGUGCAGAUGUCUGAAAUACCCUCGACUGAUCCGAUCAUUAAGCAAGAUAGCACUACUCCUGCUCCUGCAGGUACUUCAGAUAACCCACUCGAUGCCCCUCCCGCGCCGCCUGCUGAAACUACAUUAGCUAAGGAUGACGAGGAAAUGGGCGAGGCUCAGGCCGAUGGACGACAAGAAAAAGAUGGUGACGAAGUAGCCGCCGGUGCUGAUGGUGCCCAAGAAGUAAAGUCAAAGGAAAGUAUCGAGAAUGCCGCGCGCGAACAUCUCAUCUCCCAAACCCACGCUAUUGUCCUACCGAGUUACAGUACCUGGUUCGAUAUGAAUGCCAUCCACAGCAUCGAACGCAAGGCUCUACCCGAAUUUUUCAACAGUCGAAACCGAAGUAAAACCCCAGCCGUCUACAAGGAUUACCGUGAUUUCAUGAUCAAUACCUACCGCCUGAACCCUGUCGAAUACUUAACUGUGACAGCCUGCAGACGGAACUUGGCUGGAGAUGUCUGCGCCAUCAUGCGCGUCCACGCAUUCUUAGAACAAUGGGGACUAAUUAACUACCAAGUUGAUGCGGAUCAACGCCCGUCCCAAGUUGGGCCACCCUUCACUGGUCAUUUCCAAGUUAUCUGCGAUACACCGCGCGGACUUCAGCCCUGGCAACCUUCAGCCGAUCCUAUUGUUCUCGAAGGUAAAAGGAUCCAUGACACUGACCAAAAAGCUGCUGCUGCUGCAACUGCUGCCGGCGAACGAAACCUUGAGAUCGGCCGCAACAUCUACGAAGCAAAUGCGAAGGGUACGAAGAUAAACAAGAACGAAAACAAACCGAAUGGCGAGGCCACAACUAACGGCGCUACCUCACCAACCGCCGAUGAAAAUCUAACCAAGCCUGUUGUCAAAGUCCACUGCCUAAACUGUGGCGUCGAUUGCACCAGAGUUUACUAUCAUCUGCCAGAGGCAAACUCCGCAAACAAGACCAAGUAUGAUGUUUGCCCUAGUUGCUACUUGGAGGGCAGAAUACCUAGCAACCAGACAAACACCCAGUUUAUCAAGAUGGAGAACAAGACCUACUCAACAAUCCCUGACCGAGAGGCCCCGUGGACAGAUGCUGAGAUUCUUCGUCUCCUCGAGGCGUUAGAAAGAUACGAUGACGACUGGGCUGAAAUAGCAGAGCACGUAGGCACGCGAACCAGGGAAGAAUGUGUCCUACAAUUCCUCCAACUAGAUAUCGAAGAUAAAUAUCUCGAAACGGAAGCCCCCAUCCACGCUCCCACGGGCCUCGCUAUGCUAGGAAAGCACGGCGGUCACCUUCCUUUCAGCCAAGCCGACAACCCUGUGAUGUCCGUUAUCGGAUUUCUCGCUAGCCUCGCGGAUCCUAAGACGACAGCCGCAGCGGCGAAGAAGUCUGUUGAAGAGCUGCAACAAGGUUUAAGGAACAAGAUUGAGGGUGGCGAAGUGGCCAAGGUUAAUGGUAAAGGCAAGGAAAAGGAGGGUGAUUCGAUGGAGAUUGACGGCAACCAAGAGAACACAAGCACAACGGUGUCAAACUUGGCUAGCAUACCACUCGCCGCUAUGGGUGCACGUGCAGGUGGCUUGGCUUCUCAUGAGGAGCGAGAGAUGACCAGAUUACUCUCCGCCGCUGUGAAUGUGACCUUGCAAAAGAUGGAGCUGAAGCUGAAGUUCUUUGACGAAAUGGAAGGCAUCUUGCAAGCAGAACGGCGUGAGUUGGAGCGGGGCAGACAACAGCUGUUCUUGGACCGACUCGCGUUUAAGAAGAGGGUGAGGGAAACCCAGGCCGGCCUGCGCGCGGGCGUGAAUGGCGCCGAUAUCAAGACAGACGGCAACGGCUUAACUUUCACAUCCGCCCCCUCCCUAAGUUCAGUCCAACCACUCGGCAGCGACGGUAACAUCAAGAGCUACGAAGCCUAAGCAACAUCCAGGUCAGGUUUGGAGUUUUUUACGCGCGAUAGAAGAGUCGGUUGAAUGUGAUUUCGCGGCGAACCAGGCUUCCAAAGGGAAAUGGAAUGGGCAAACGCAGUUUUCUUAUUUACCGCUAGCUGUUUUUUUUCUUCCGUUGUUCCGGGGAGGCGUCAUGGGAAAUUCGACACAUCGCAAACCGGUCCUUGCUAUGUAUGUAUGCUCUUCCAGAAAAAGGGUAACUAUCUUGCACUUCUUCGUCUUUGUUUUUAUUCUUCGUUUUUCCUUUGCAGAGGAGGAGGGGGGUAGGCAAAGGAGGGGAAGAAGCUCUAUUGAUGCUCUUCUGCGAAAAGGGCUGUGUAUUACCAUAACGCGAGAUAAGAUCAUAUCGAUUAGGUACCCUCAUAAAUACCUAGGACACGUCCGUGAGAAAUGGAAAAGGCU